Molecule: messenger RNA, 751 nt
Organism: Panicum virgatum (switchgrass)
Lineage: Eukaryota; Viridiplantae; Streptophyta; Magnoliopsida; Poales; Poaceae
Product: protein FATTY ACID EXPORT 5-like
Exons: 3
Coding region: 208-567 (119 amino acids)
Cellular component (GO): membrane
Source: RefSeq, a predicted model, not a curated record
CCCGCUCCUUCGCCGCAACCCCGCGGGCCGCCACGCGCGCACCCAGCCGGUCGACGACGACUUCCUCCUCCUCCCUCCCUCCCUCCCUUCCCACCUCGCGCCCCCGGAGAAAACAAACCAAAAGAAGAAAGCCACGCCGCGAGAUCUGGGAGAGAGAGAGAGAGAGAGAGAGAGAGAGAGAGAGAGACUGAGAGAGGCCCCCGCAAGAUGCACGACUUCUGCUUCACGAUCCCCUACGGGUUCGCCGUGCUGGCAGGCGGCGUGCUGGGCUACCUCCGCCGCGGCAGCACCGCGUCCCUGGCGGGGGGCGCCGGCGCCGGCGCGCUCCUCCUCCUCGCGGGGUUCGUCAGCCUCAAGGCCUUCGAGAAGCGGCGCAACUCCUACCUCGCCCUCGCGCUCGAGACCCUUUGUGCAUUCGCCUUGACCUACGUUAUGGGACAGAGAUACCUAGAAACUUCGAAGAUAAUGCCAGCUGGUGUUGUUGCUGGUCUCAGCGCCGUGAUGUCUGCAUUCUAUCUAUUCAAGAUUGCAACUGGCGGCAACCACAUCCCACCAAAGAAAGAGUAAACCAAUGUUUAACUUGUAAUAUAUGUUUGAUUGAACUCAAAGAUCACGACCGAUUGUGUUGUCUAGUUGCACGGUAACUUGAGGGACUAGUGAUGCUCUCCAUUUGUAAUUCUGUUAGAUUGUACCAUGGAUCUCUGAACUUUGUACAAGAAAUAAAGAUUAAAGAUGUGAUUCACAAAACGAA